AUGGCCAUCCACCGCAGCAAUCUCUCUAGACACUUCAAGAUCUCAAGGAUAUGGCACCAAUCGAAGCAAUAUCGCGCCAAAUCCUUCGCCUCCUCAUCUCCGACGAGUGAGGCUACGCACCUCAAGGUCCUCACCGGGCUCCUGCGCGACACAUGUUCGCUGAAAUGCCUCAGAGAGCUCCACGCGCGUCUCGCAGUCGCGGGUGCGAUCCAGGACAGAUUCGUUGCCACAGGCCUUGUCGAAAGGGUUCUGCGUACAGGGCAUGGGGGCAGUGUUGGCGUGCAGACUGCGCUCCUUGACAUGUAUGCUAAGGCUGGCCAGAUUGAUGUGUCAAGGAGAGUCUUUGACUGCAUGGUGCUGAGGGACUUGAUUUCUUGGAAUGCGAUGGUCUCAGGGUACUCACUCAAUGGAUGCUUCCUAGAGGCUGUUGAAAUGUUGCAGGAGAUGCAGCAGGGUGGCAUGAGGCCGAAUGCAAGCACUCUUGUUGGCAUAAUUGGCAUGUGCGGAAGUGCCGGAGACAGGGUUGCUGGCGAUUCGCUGCAUGCAUUUGCACUGAAAGGUGGAGCGAUUGAUGAUGAAUCCCUUACAUCUGUAUUAAUCUCAAUUGAUUUUUUUGGUAUAAACCAUGGGGAGUCUGUGCAUGGCAUGAUUAUCAAGCUUGGCCUUGCAGAGCAGGUUUCUGUUGUUAGUGCUCUUGUGUCCAUGUAUUCGAAGCUUGGGAAAUUGGACUCAUCGUUGCUCCUUUUCUGUUGUUUUACUGAGAAAAACAAUAUCUUGUGGAACUCUAUGAUUUCUGGAUACCUUGUAAAUAAGGAGUGGAACAUGGCUCUUGAUGCGUUCUGCAAGAUGCAAAUUGCGGGUGUUGCUCCAGAUGCAACAACUGUCAUUAAUGUAAUAUCUGGAUGUAGAUACACAAAAGAUUUGCUCGUGGCAAAGUCAAUACAUGCAUAUGCUGUUAGAAAUAGAUUUGAAUCAUACCAGAGAGUUAUGAAUGCACUCCUAGCUAUGUACGCCGACUGCGGAGAUAUAUCAACUUCCUAUACAUUAUUCCAGAAAAUGGAAGUGCGGAUUUUGAUAUCUUGGAACACUAUGAUAUCUGGUUUUGCUGAAAUUGGAGAUUCAGAGACUUCUCUAACAUUAUUCUGCCAGAUGUUCCAUGAAGAAGUGCGGUUUGAUCUAGUUACUCUGAUUGGUCUUAUCAGCAGCCUUUCAGUGUCUGAGGAUGCCAUAGUUGGAGAGUCAGUUCAUUCUUUGGCAAUUAAAAGUGGAUGUAUUUCAGAUGUUUCGCUUACUAAUGCCCUCAUUACCAUGUACGCCAACUGUGGUAUUGUUGAAGCAGAGCUAGUUGCAGGGGAAGUGUAUACACAGCUAUGCAGUACGAAAUUUCACCAGGCUGAUAUGGUAGUUGAUUGCUUUAAGCAUAUGCUCUUCCUUAAUGUCAGACCUGAUGCAGUAACUAUGCUGGCACUCAUCUCAGCAUGUUCACAGCUUGGAAAUGCAGAUUUUGCUGCAUGUAUUAUGGCUGUCAUACUUCAGAAGGGCUUUAGCGCAAACAUUUUGGUUCUCAAUGCUCUUAUUGACACACAUUCGAGGUGCGGAAGCAUAUCAUUUGCAAGGGAGCUCUUUGAUAGCUCAGUGGAGAAAGAUUCAGUCACUUGGGGUGCAAUGAUCAAUGCAUACAGUAUGCAUGGGAAUGGUGAGGCUGCCCUUGAUCUUUUCUCAAUGAUGAUAGAUUCAGGAGUGGAUCCAGAUGAUAUAACUUUUGUUAGUAUAUUGUCGGCCUGCAGUCAUAAUGGUCUCGUAGAGCAAGGAAGAACAUUGUUCAAAUCGCUACAGGCAGACCAUGGCAUUACACCACGAAUGGAGCAUUAUGCAUGUAUGGUGGAUCUAUUGGGCCGAACUGGCCACUUGGAUGAAGCAUAUGAUAUUGUUAGGUCAAUGCCAUUCACGCCAUCAGAUAACUUGCUUGAAUCAUUGCUUGGAGCAUGCAGAUUCCAUGGUAACUAUAAAAUUGGGGAGUCUGUAGGAAAAUUACUCAUCAUAUCUGAGUAUGGCAAGUCAAGAUCUUAUGUUAUGCUCUCGAACAUAUAUGCUUCAGCUGGCAAAUGGAGUGAUUGUGAGCAGCUGAGAUUAGACAUGGAAGCAAAAGGAUUGAGAAAAAAUGUGGGGGUCAGGAAGCUGGAGUCGCAGGGCGUGCCCACCAAGCAGGUGGAGGCGAUCACCUCCGCAAUCACGGAGGUCCUCAAUGACAGCCUCGAGAGCAUCUCCGAGUCCUUUGUCUCCAAGACCAAGAUGCAGAGAAUGAGAUGCUGCAGGAGUCCAAUAUCUCCAAGUUCAAGUCACAAGUGCAGAGCUCGCAGUAACAAAUUUGUUGAGCUGCGGCUUGAAAGGAUGGCGGACAAGAAGAUCAAAGGGGCUGAUUCAUCUCACAUUGUCUCUUCAACAAAAUCUUUGCAAAGUUCAGUAGGGCCUAAUCUAAUUGAAGGUACUGAUGAAGACAAUAGUAAUAACCUUCAGAAGACAUUGAGCAGAAUAUUCCUAGCGGUGUUUCUAUCAACCCUUCACCAAAAGUGGACAGCAGUGAAUUGCCAUACUCUGUUGAAGUUCAUGAUGGUAUUCCAUCUUCCUCUAGCAAAGCUAAUGAACCAAUGGAAGCCCAAGAUGAUUCAAACACAGCCAGCUCCCAGCUGCAUGUUCGAGGCAUCAAAGCAGCAAGAAUGCCCUAUAAGCCUCAUAUUGACUGACAAGAAAGGCAAUUUGCAAGAAGUUUCAGUUGAACAAAAUGUUCCUUGUGGUGAUUAUGUUGCCCUUUCACCAAAAGCAGACGGUGGUGAAUUGACAUCAACCAAUGAAGUCCCUGAACGCUUUCUAACUUCCUCUAGCAGAGCUUAUGAAUCAAAGGAAGCCAAAGAUGAUUCUAUCACAAUGGAUGCUUCAGAAGUAAAUGUCUGUGAAGCUUCAUACUCCACGCUUAGGUUAAUUGAAGGGGUCCAGGAUGAGGCUUCUUGUAUUGAUUCUGGUAAAGUUACUUGUGAAACACCGCCUGCCAUCCUGGAAAGGGUGAAAGAAGAUAAGCCACUGGUCGUCCACAGAUCUCAUAAGCGCCAAAUGAGCCUAGGAGAUACACGGCAAAAGGUGCCUGCACCUGUGAGCAGAUCAAACACCAGCAAGUACUUAAGAAUGGAUAAAACCAUUGUUGAUACUACGUCUCCCAUUGAAUCAGUAAAGGUUGCUGCAUCAAAGUUUGGUGGCAGCAUCAACUGGAAAACUCGCAGGACACAGACAGCACUAGAGAGUGACCAUAUUGAGCUUGAUAAGCUGAAGAACGAAAUUUCAGAAUGUAAACAUCAAGCAGAAGCUGCAGAGGCUUCAAAGUUAUCGGUAUUAAAUGAGCUUGAGAGAACAAAGCAGCUUAUCAACGAGAUGAAACAUGUCCUGGAGAGGGAACAAACUGAAGAGGUGGAUGUCAUGGAGGACUUGGAGUUAGUUCAAUUUAAUUUACAAGCGAUGGAGGGAGUUGCCUGUAAUGAUAGUGCUGUGGUUGGAGAGAAGCUGAAUAAUAUUCAAGAACGACGCAAAGCAUUGAUUGCCAAAGUGAUGUCAGUGAAAGAUGAGUUGGGAAAAGUGCAGAUGGAUUAUGAUUCUUUGUUGAUCGAAACAGAUAGUUCCAUUAGCAAAGCUCAGGCAGCCUUCACAAUGUCCAAAGACGCAGAGAAAGAAGUAGAGGAGCUCACCAUAGAGCUCCAAAGACUAAAGGAAGUGUUUGAUUUGGCUAACGCCACAUGCCAGGAUGCUGAAGAACGGAAGAACACGUUAAUGGCACGUGAUGAGGAUUGCCUUGCAUGGGAAAAGGAUCUCAGGAAAUCAGACAAAGAGCUGAAUCAGAUCAGCUUGGACCUUUGUUCUUUUCAAGAAUUGCAAUCAAAGCAUGAUACGUCAGCCAUCAUGUUGCUCAAUCUCAAGAAUGAGCUAGCCACUUGUUUGGGGGCAAAGCUAAUCGGGGAAGCACGAGAACAAGAAAGUGGAACUCAUAAACCCAUGCAAGAAGAAGUCAUCAUUAUGUUAAAGAAAGAGCUCGAGGAGCACAGGAAAAGCAUAGCGAAGGUGACAAAUGAAUUAUGUGCUCAGAAAGCUACAGCUGCAUUGCUAAAAUCACAAUUGAACAAAGAGAGAGCAGCACUUGCCGCCACUCAACAGGUGGGAGCGAUGGCAUCCAUAACCACCCAAUCUCUCAAGAUGAACAUCGAACUGUCACAGCAGGAACUUCAAGCAGUCCAUGCCAAGGCACAGGAGUGCCGAGAUAGAAUGGACAAAGUUCUGCAAGAUGCAUCCCAGGAAGCUGACGAGGCUAAGGUCAUUGCUACCAAGGCUCAGGAGGAGCUAAGAAAGACCAAGGAAGAAGUGGAGCAAGCGAAGGUUGCUCUGAGCACUAUGGAAUUCAGGCUUGAAGCAGUCCUGAGGGACAUACAGGCGGCAAAAGAGUCCGAGAGGCUGGCGCUCAAUACCCUGAGAGCAUUGGAGGACAGCAAGGUUGCCGUGAACGUCAAACAAGGCUCCUCUUAG
Messenger RNA from Miscanthus lutarioriparius, 4563 nucleotides. The record is from the annotation of a GenBank genome assembly. NCBI's taxonomy places the organism in Eukaryota, Viridiplantae, Streptophyta, Magnoliopsida, Poales, Poaceae.